Messenger RNA from Anisakis simplex (herring worm), 150 nucleotides. The record is from the annotation of a GenBank genome assembly. Lineage: Eukaryota; Metazoa; Nematoda; Chromadorea; Rhabditida; Anisakidae.
AUGUCACGAAAUGUGGAUGAUGACGACGAGAAUCGCCGAGUUGUGCCACCAAAUAGCAAUGUCCUGACAGAUGGGCAUGGCUCAAUGAAUCGCACAAGUCUCAGCAGGUUUGCAUCGUGGAAUUUAGUGGUAUCACAACAAAUACAUUGA